CGCCAUGUAUGACACCCUUCACUCUGCUCUGCCAUCGUUCACUUUUGAUAAACAUUAAAACAGUGUUUGGUUCUCGAACCCAGUUUCCUCCUUGUGAUUCAUCGGUGAAACUUCGGAAGUAAGUAAUUUUUAUCCGUUUGAAUCAUAGAAAUUACCGACGUUAUUAACGUCACUAGUACUGAAAAUCGUUUAUUGUAAAUUGUUUUAACGUUUUGUUCACAGAAAUGGGUCGUCGUCCCGCAAGAUGGUAAGUAAAAUCACUUAAUUUUUCGUAUUUACCCAACCUCCACAUUUCACGUAGAAAGUCAUUGCUAACUAUGUGUAUAAUAACAUUUUCAUGAAAAAUGAAUAGCUUUCAUUUUACUAAUUUAUUCUAAAAUAAUCUUAAGAGUACUUACUUAAAUCACGGUACACUAACAUUGUAUUUUAGGUGUUACUUUACUUAACAUUGUAGUUUGUACAUACUAAUAUUGAACUGUAGUAAACUCUUUUAAAUCUUGUUUGUAUUUUUGUAUAGCUAUCGUUAUUGCAAAAACAAGCCGUAUCCCAAAUCUCGGUUUUGUCGUGGUGUGCCAGAUCCGAAAAUUCGGAUUUUUGACUUGGGUAAAAAGAAGGCGCGAGUAGAUGAUUUCCCGCUUUGCGUUCAUCUGGUAAAUUUAAUACCAUUCAACACCGAAGUUAAUUCCAAAUAUUUUAAUUUUCAUUUAUUAUUAUUCAUAGGUAUCUGAUGAAUAUGAACAGUUGUCAUCUGAAGCAUUGGAAGCUGGACGUAUUUGUGCUAACAAGUACAUGGUUAAACAUUGUGGUAAAGAUCAAUUCCACAUUCGUAUGAGACUUCAUCCGUUCCAUGUUAUUCGAAUCAAUAAAAUGUUGUCAUGUGCUGGAGCUGAUAGGUUUUUUUUUUUUAACUUAAAAAUUGUUUAAACUUAUUCUAGAUUUAAUGGUUUUAAUUUUCUAUUUUGUUUAAUUUCAGGCUUCAAACUGGAAUGAGAGGAGCUUUUGGUAAACCUCAAGGUACUGUAGCUCGUGUACAUAUUGGUCAACCAAUUAUGAGUGUCCGUUCAUCUGACAGAUACAAGGCAGCUGUUAUUGAAGCUUUACGCCGUGCUAAAUUUAAGUUCCCCGGUCGCCAAAAGGUGUGUACAUUAUAUAAUUCAAAAAAUAUCUAAUUUACUUUUGUUCCUUGAUUUGUUGAUUUUAAUUAACUAUAACCAACUUUACAAUAAGUUUAUACCAUUUAUACUAAUACAUAAUUAGGUUAAUUUUAGGUUGAGUUGUUUAUAAAUCAAUAUAUUUUUCGUUGAACUUCAGUUUUGUAUUAAAAAUUUAUAAAUUCAUCAAUUUAAAAUAAAAGUAUUCUAAAGUUUUCAUAAACAAUAAAACCUUUAGGUCAGAAAUUACAGUUAAAAAAGUUUAUUUGUGGGAAGGUUGUAUGCAUCCUAAACAGUCAAAUUCGAUAUAUGAUAGAGGGUUAUGAUAGGUAUUUCAAAUUGGUAAUUUGUAAAUUUUAUCUAAGUAAUGUUCUUCAAUUGUAAUCAAUGUUUCCUAUUAAAUAAAACAUACCUCUCCUCUCUACCUGAUACAUUGUACAUUUUAGAACAUAGAUAUUCUUUAAUUUUGUCUUUGCCCGUCAUUUUGAAUUUGUACAUAAUUUGAUCCACUUAUUAAUCUAAAUCACAUACAACCCUCUCUUUUUCAUUGAGUCUUCCUCUUUCUUCCUACUAACAUACACUGCAUAAAACUGUUCGGAUUACAAUACAAUUGUUUAUUUUAAGAAAUGCACAACUCACUCUGUAAAUUGUUUGAAUGUCAAAUUUACACGAUAUUGAUUAGAAAAUAAUGAAUAAUAAUAAUUAAUGAAAUUAAAAUAAUUGGUUUUAAAAUUAAAAAUAAAUUUUUGGUACUUGUUAUCACCCCGCCAAUACACCGUAUUAAUUUUAUCUCUCCGCCAUAAAUAUAUUAAUAAGAAUUGAAUUUAAUAAAAAAAAUUGCAGGGGAUCCUGAACCUCUAUAAUAUCUUUUAAGAUAGCUUCCAAUACAUCUUGUUCCCCCGAGACGUGUUUCCAUAUAAAUUCUACUAAUUAUGAUUUGAGAAAAUUUCUAUUAGUUCCAUGUUACUUUUUAUUUUCCCAUUUAGCAGAACCCCACAACCUCAAUGUUUUGGGUAUGUGCCCCUGUGUCCAGAUAAACAAAAUUAUAGGUAUGGUUAACAGUAAUAUGUUGAAAUCUUGCUUGCUGAAAAUUAUUGUAAGCUUUCCAACAAUCUGACAUAAUUAUUGAACCUGGUCUUGUAUAUUUCUUUACUAUAGGUAAUAUUUUCUCCGAUCAAUUGAGUACACUAAUUAUAAAACAUAUUUGGUGUCCCAACAUUCCACUAAAAAUCCAUUUUAGUAGCAGAAUAUAUCCAGCAUUGUUUUUUCUAUGCACAAAUAAACUUUCAUCUAUUUUGGAAAAGAGAUCAGGACCACCACUUUAAUUUGAUUAUUUAUAACUUACUUACACAUGCCUCACAUAGAUAAUUACUCUAAUCGACCCUAGCAUUUUAUCCCAUUUUAAGUUCGAGUUUACAAAAUUUACUGAAGACAUUUUUCCGACUCAGUAGUAUAUGUAAUGGAUAAUUGUGUGUAUUGGUAAUCUAGAACAAGUUAGCCAAUUAUUUAUUCUUAACCCUUUUCCUUAUGGUUAUUUCUUAUCUGACACCGCUAUUAUGAUCCCUUAAUAAACAUGACCAUUUUCACUAACUUUAAUUUCAUUAUUUUUUUUAUAAAAAUGUAAUUCUAUUGUAUUAAAUUUAAUUUUUCGUAUUUAUUUAAACGAAGUAGGUAACAAUGAUAAAAUCCAGCAACAUACUAAUACAUUAUGAUAUAAAUUGUAGUAAUUUCUAUGGAUUUAUUCUAAUAGAUUUAUCAUGAGAUAAACACAAUAAUUAUUUCUACAACAACUAGUGUACUACUAACUUUAUGACAGGGUAAUAACAAACAAGUACCCAAUUUUUUUUUUUAAUAUUAAAUCUAUUUUCAGAUCUAUGUGAGCAAAAAGUGGGGAUUCACAAAAUAUGAUCGUGAUGAAUACGAAAAUUUGAAGGAAGAUGGAAGACUGGCUCCUGAUGGUGCCAAUGUUAAAUUCCGCCCCGACCAUGGACCCUUGGACAACUGGAGGAAGGUCCAACGAGAAUUACUUGCUGUUUAAAUAUGGUUUUGGUAUCUCUUGUAUUGGAAAUUAUUAAAAAACCUUGUUUUGUCAAAUUUGUGUUACUUUUUAUUUAUCCAAUUAAUCUUUAUAUAAAAUUUAUUAAAAUAAAU
Messenger RNA from Cinara cedri, 3302 nucleotides. The record is from the annotation of a GenBank genome assembly. NCBI's taxonomy places the organism in Eukaryota, Metazoa, Arthropoda, Insecta, Hemiptera, Aphididae.